AGCCUGGACACCAUGGGCAUGUCUGCGGGGGACGAGCGCGCCGCCAGCCCCAGAGACGAGGAGUGGCCGGAAGCAGAGAAGGCUGAGAAGCUGGCGAGAGGAGCUGCUCUGAAAUGGGCUUCAGGGGUGUUUUACCGCCCCGAGAAACUGGAGGGGCUCGGGCAUUACCGGAGACGGGAGACGCAGAGGAACAACUCCAUCCAGUCCCGUUUGAAGUCAACCGUCCAGUCCUACCUGGAGGGGGUGAGUGCAGGGCUGGAGCAGCUGCGGUCGGCGGCCCAGGAGGUGCAGGGCGUGUGCCAGGACCUGGGUGCUGCACGGUGGGCCCUGCUCGACAGUGCAGACCACUUCCAGGGCCUCCAGCAGAUGAGGAAGCUGAUGGAGGAGCAUGUGCAGCUGGCCUCAGUGGUCCAGGUGCUGCCCCAGAUCUUCUCGGUCCACGAGGUUUUUUCCCAUAUCCUGCAGCUGCUCCAUGGGCAGCGUCUCUUGGAGGCCCACGUGGAGCUCAUGAUGGUGGAGCAACUCCGGGAUGACAUCCUCUCCCAGCUGCACCUCCGUGGGCUCUCCGGUGCCCAGGCAACUGUGCUGUCCUACUUCAGUGGCCUGCAGGACCUCAACGAGAGCCUGGCCAAGCAGCUGUGGGACAUUGUGGGCAGCAGCCUGCGGCUGGUGCGCGAGGACCCCGUUCUCUUUGUCACUGCUGUGAGGAUCAUCGAGAGGGAGGAGAAAAUAGAUGAUGCUCUGCUCUUGGAGGCCACCUUCCUGCCCCCUGGCCGCCCAAAGGGCUGGAGGCAGAAGUUCUACCAGGUCCUCCAGGACACCAUCACAGGAGGCCGUUUCCAUGCUCCCCGCUUGGAUGCUGAGGGGCCAGGGCUGGCCAAGCACCUGGCAGCGCUGCAGAAGGACAUCGUGUCUGAGCUGCUUGUGGUGAAGGACCUGAUGGUCCAGUGUGUCCCAGCUCACUACAACAUCCUCAGCGUCUGCACUGCCACCUACCACCAGGCCCUCAGCAGCCACCUCCAGGAGAUCCUGCGGGAGGACCUGGACAAACAGGGACUCUUCCUUCUCCUUGAGUGGGCGCUCCGUGUGUACCACAGCCCAGAGAUGAUGGCUCACCCUGACCUCCUCCCAGAAGUGGAUGUUUCUGCUCUGGAUCCCUUGAUGUCCUCUGAGCUCGUGGAUCAGACAGAGAGGAGAUAUGUGAUGAAAGUCAAGGCUAGCGUGUUCGAGUGGAUGCAGAGAACCCUGGAGGUGGAGUUCAAGGAAUGGUUCAGGGAAGAGGAACCUGAGACAGACCAUGAGGGCUUCUUCCAGUCAGCCUUGCCUGCCAUUGUCAUGCAGAUGCUGAAUGAGAACAUCCAGGUGGCUUCCUUGAUCACCGACUCUCUGCAGCAGAAGAUCUACAACAUGGCCUUGGAGGAGCUUGAGGCAUUCCUGGGCCGCCUGAGGGAAGCGCUGGUGCAGUGCGGGAAGGAGCACCAGCAGGACCGGGCCGUUCCCAAGUACUACAUCUCCCACCUGCUGGCCGUGCUCAACAACAACCUGGCUCUCAGCAAUUCUGUCUCCUCCCUGCACCCUGACACUGCCUGCAGAGAAGUGCCUGGAUCCCUGCAGGCUGCUCUAGACAGGAUGCAGAAGAAAGCUACCCAGUUGCUGCUGGAGGAACUGCUCCUGGACCUGCAGCCCCUCUGCCUGCAGCUGCCUUCCCGCAAGUGGCUCUCCGGGUCCCAGCUGGUCGGCAGCAUGUGUGAAGUGAUUGACAAGUAUGCAAAGGACUUCUCCCGCGUCAGGAAACCUGUGUUCACGCUCCUGCUGGCCGAGAGUGAGCUCCUGGUGGCGAACCAGUACCUGCGGGCCCUGCUGCAGAGGAAGAUGGUGUGCAAGAGCCGGGAGGAGCGGGGCCAGCUGUGCCACCGCCUGCUGCAGGACGCCUCGCAGCUCCGGGAGCUCUUCUGUGGCCUGGGCCUGGACCGGGGCCAGCAGAGCCUGGAGGCUGUUUUUGCCCUGCGGGAGCUGAUCUGCCUCAAAGACCCAGCAUUACUCAGCCUGGAGGUGCUGGGCUUCAUCACCAAGUACCCCGAUGUCAGCGAUGAGCACAUCUCCACCUUGCUGGACAUCCGCGGGGACGUCUCCAAGGAAGUGCGGCACGUGGUGCUGGAGAUGAUGGCUCAGCACCCCCAGGCUCUGCCCGAGGGCUACCGGCCCAUCUUCAGCACCAUCCUGGUCCCUGUGCCCGAGCUGCCCUUCUGCCUUCGCAAGGGCAAGUGUGCCUGACCCUGCCUGGCACUGGUGCCCUGCUGGCCCAGCUAGGGGCUGUGCAGGGUGAGAACAGGUGACACGUGGCAUCCCCUACACACGGCACCUCAUCCUGUGUUGGGGACAGUCUGGAUAAAGGCCAUUCUCCUCUGGUCUUGCUCCAUGAGAAGACUGUCCCCUACAAGCACCAGUCCUGGGAUAUCUGGACUGGGGGAAAUCCAACCUGUAGCUGUUUUGGUGGCCUGCUGGGACAGUGACUGAGGGCUGCUCAGGCCCAUUGCCCGCAGGAGAAAGAAGAGUUGCAGAAUGGACAGGAAUCUGCAGCUGGGACAAAUUCGCAUCUCUAUGGGGCUGCAGAGAUGUUUGGGUUUUCCCAAGUCUCCAGACAGCCCCCUGAACCAGUGUGUGUCCCAGCCAGCUCUAAGUUUCUAUGCUAUUUCUAAGGCCUGCUUUCCCAGCUCUCCCAAAACCCUCUGAUUUUAAGGAUUCUCACACUACCCAUGAAGGCUGUCACCAUUCCAAGUCUGAUGCAGACUGGAGCCUUGCUGGGACCAGGCUGGCAGGAGAGUUUCAGCCAUGGGAGGUACCCUGGGCUCAGCCCUGGGGUUGGGUGCUGCUGCUCCACCUGGCUGGGUCCUGCAUGGCCAGUGGGGAGCAGCUGAGCCAGCUCGUCAUGGCUCAGAGAUGCUGAGGAGAAGAGCACAAGGUGGUCUCCCCAUCCUGGACAGUGCCAUCAGCCCUAUCCCUGCUGGCACAAAGGGACAGCUCUGAGUUCCUGCUGACCUGCCAGACCCCUGGCUCUGGCUCAUUUGCCAGGAGGAAGACUGGAGUUGGAGGCUCCCAAACUGCAUGGAGAGCCUGGUUGUGCCUGGUGUGUUGUCCUGCUCCAAGGUUCCUCCGUGAUGGGCAGCACCACCCUGAGCACUGGCUCUUCCUCCCUCCUGUGCUGCUGCCCAGGCCUUGGCAUCUCCUCCAGGUGCCAUAUGAAGAUCAGGAGCAGUCUGUGUCUCUCCCUACACCCUUUGCCCAGCCCCUGCAGCGCCCUUGGAGACCUCCAUGCUCUGCCACGCUUCCCACCCUGGGAUGGGCCACAUCCCACUGUCCUUGCAUGGUACCACUGCUGGAAAUAAAGGCCUAAGCUCUGCACUUGU
Messenger RNA from Agelaius phoeniceus (red-winged blackbird), 3407 nucleotides. RefSeq names its product exocyst complex component 3 like 1 (gene EXOC3L1). Gene Ontology annotation, biological process: exocytosis; exocyst localization. Gene Ontology annotation, cellular component: exocyst. Lineage: Eukaryota; Metazoa; Chordata; Aves; Passeriformes; Icteridae. The record is from RefSeq and is a predicted model, not a curated record. Gene Ontology annotation, molecular function: SNARE binding.